Carya illinoinensis is the source of this 2116-nucleotide messenger RNA. RefSeq names its product zinc finger protein MAGPIE-like. Gene Ontology annotation, molecular function: DNA-binding transcription factor activity. The transcript has 4 exons. NCBI's taxonomy places the organism in Eukaryota, Viridiplantae, Streptophyta, Magnoliopsida, Fagales, Juglandaceae. The record is from RefSeq and is a predicted model, not a curated record. The coding region runs from base 113 to 1546 and encodes 477 amino acids. Gene Ontology annotation, cellular component: nucleus.
UUUUCACCGCCUCGAACAGUGUAGGACUAUUAUAUUCCACCUAAAAAGUAGACAGUGAAAAUGUGACUGCAGACAUAUUUUAGACAGCGAUCGAGAGAGAGAGAGAGAAGGGAUGGAGAUCCAAUCUUGCAUAUAUCAACUUGACUUACUGAGAAGAGAGAGCUUAAUUACGAUGCCAGAAAAGAUGGCUGAAGAAGCAUAUCCAAAUCUUAUUGACGAGAACACAAUUCGGUCUGGAUCCAAUCCUCCAGCCGUAAAGAAGAAGAGAAACCUCCCAGGCACCCCAGAUCCCGAAGCUGAAGUAAUCGCUUUGUCGCCAAAGACCCUGAUGGCCACCAACAGAUUCUUGUGUGAAAUUUGCGGGAAGGGUUUUCAAAGGGAUCAAAACUUGCAACUCCACCGGCGGGGACACAACCUUCCAUGGAAGCUAAAGCAAAGGACCAGCAAAGAACCAAGGAAACGUGUUUAUGUGUGCCCCGAAAAGGCCUGCGUCCACCACCACCCCUCUAGGGCUCUUGGAGACCUAACCGGAAUAAAGAAGCACUUCUGCCGGAAACACGGCGAGAAGAAGUGGAAAUGUGGGAAGUGCUCAAAGCGCUACGCUGUGCAGUCAGAUUGGAAAGCCCACUCCAAGACUUGUGGCACCAGGGAAUACAGAUGUGACUGCGGAACUGUAUUUUCAAGGCGAGAUAGCUUCGUAACACAUAGAGCCUUCUGCGAUGCCUUGGCAGAAGAAACAGCCAGAAUGAAAGCAGUCUCAAAUAUGAACACCGCAGUGGCAGGCAAUAUCAACUACCAUUUCAUGGGAACUCCCCUAGGCCAUAGCAACCCACAGAAUGUCCCGUCUAUUUUCAAGCCAAUCUCAAGCAAUGAAGACACAAUAAUUAACCCAACGACACGAGGACUAUCCCUAUGGAUUGGCCAUGGAUCCCAAGGCCAGGAAACAAUGAUUAAUAACAAUCUCCAAGGGAUUCAUCAACUUGGGCCAUUGUGUUCAGGAGCAACGUUUGCAGAUCCACUCGUGUCGUGCUCGAAUAUUUCGCCAUCGGAUUAUCACCAAAAUUGGGUUUUUGGAAAUAAGCUCUCUUCGAGUAAUUCCGAAGAGUUAACAAGCACUUCACUUCCACUAAUCGACGUGAAGGAGGCUGGAACUCAGCUUUUAAGUAUUCCUUCCUUGUAUGAGACCCAACACCAGUCUAAUCAAACACCUUCAGCAAAUAUGUCAGCAACGGCUUUAUUGCAAAAAGCUGCUCAAAUUGGAUCAACUUCAACUGACCCAUCAUUCCUAGGGAGCUUUCGGUUGAAGUGCAAUGACAGUCGAGUUCAGGAUGGGAACAAAUUGGGUGGACCCUAUGGUUCAAAUUCAAUACUUUCUAAUCUCGGGAAAGAUGCUGAAAAAACAGCAGGUGACCUGUUUCAGAUACACCCGGCCAAACGCCGGCAUGCGGAGAUUGAAGAUGGCUCCGGAGGGGAAACUAGGGACUUCCUGGGUGUGGGGACCGUGCAACCCAUCUGCCACCCCUCAUCAUUCAAUGGAUGGAUUUGAUAAUAAUUAGGAAAUUUGAUGGAUGGAAAUGUGAAGCAAAGUUGAUGAUCAUAAGGAGGUGCAGGUAAAGUUCGAAGUUGGGGAAAGAUUUAAUUAUUUGGUAACUUUGCAGGGGAGGAAAAGGUAGGCAUUCAUGAGUGCUUGAUGGGGGCUAAAAGUUUGAGCUUAGAAAACUAAUUAAGAGCUGAAUGAAGAAGGGAGAUCCAUGCAUAUUCUCUUGAACCCUGAAAGCUGAUUCUUUUUUAAAAUGGUGGCCUUUAUUUGAUUAAAGGGGGUGGAGUGGUGGGGGAAAAAGCAGUAGCCACUUUUACUCCAUUAUUGCGUUGUUUGAUAUUUGUUGUGGUUUGGUGCUUGUCAAACUGGGCUUAAAAGAGAAUUUCCUGUGGCAAAAGCUUAUUCUAGUACAUAUAGGCUUUAGCCUAUCGCUUAAAAAUAAAAUAUUGUAGCUUUUGAUCACUCGCCCAAUCCUAAAUAUAUAGUUGUACUAUAACAAGAUUAGUUAUGACACAUGCAAACUUAUGGAGAUAAACACAUUAAAGGUUUUGCUUAUCACUGCAUGUUAUCUUUUUA